UCUGCAGCAGCGGCGCCUGUUCCGGAGCAGCAGCAGCAGCUGGAUGGCUCUGCGCCGCGGCUCUCCUGGAGGGAACAUCCCCGGAAUGAAGCGCGGCGUCCCGCAUCGCAGAAGCGAUAACAGAGCCACAUCUGCAGGGGUUUUCAGCUGAGGAGGAAUCACUCAGAAAAAAAAAAAAAGAAAAGAGACGAAAAAAAAAGAGAAAACGAAAAGAAACUUCCUGACGGGAAUGAAUGAGAUGAGAAAUUCUGCUGAGGAGUUGCACUCUCUCCCUCCAAGACCACCGAGUUUCUCCAAAGCCCCCGCAAAGAGACGGUUUGUGAGGCUGGGACGGAAGAGCAGUGAUGGUUCUCAGUCGGGAGUAUCCACCGGCAGUUCCUCCACCUGUAGGUCGGCAGAGGGCGUGGCCAUCAGGCAGCCGAACAAGAGUCGCAUCAGUCGCCAAACCAACCGACUCUCCGGCGUCUUCCACCGCAACCCGGUGCCUACAUCGGGCUCCAUGGCGCUAACGGCGGGACUCCUGUCGUCACGGUCCGUCCAAGUCAGGAAGAGCAGCAUGUUCUCCGCGGAAGUCCUGCCAGAGGACGACCCAUCCGAGCUGUCCAAUCAGAUCACGGCCCCAGGGAUCCUGAAGAUCUUCGGGAACGAGAUCUGUGAAGGGGCUCACUACAAGAGCGUCCUGGCCACCACGCACUCCAGCGCCGGGGAGCUCGUCAAGGAGGCCCUGGAUAGGUACGGCCUGAGGAAGGAGGAGUCCGAUUCCUACGUCCUCUGCGACACCAUCGGCUCCAUCGACAGCCACCAGUGGAGGACGGAGGGCUUCAGGGUGGUGGGCGACCACGAGAAACCUCUCCUCCUGCAGUCGCUAUGGAAACCCAGAGAGGGCUUGGCGCGACGUUUCGAAAUCCAGCGGAAAAGUUCGAUAGAGGAGAAGACGUCGAAGGAGAGGGACACCGUCACUGCCGGUAUCAAUGCCCAGGCCCGGAAGCUGCAGAAGAGCCGAUCCAGGGUCACCUCCUCUCUUGUGGAGAGGACUCUGGGUCGCAGUCAGAAGCUCUGGAGGAGCAAAAGUGAGAUGGAUCUGUUGGACGGCGGGGACAAAAGCGACGGGAAACGCGACGCGCGAGCCAAGAGUCUUCGCGAGAGCCUCGGCCACUCUUCAGUCCACAGCCGGGAGUCCCUGGAAAAUGGCCCCCGACUGAUUGACAUUUGCAGCACGGAGGCGCCCUUCGAGAGGGAUGGCGGGACGGCGUCUAAGACAGAGAACCUCAGUCCGCCGAGGCCGAGGGGCGAGCGUGAGGGAGAGGAGUCGGAGAGGGAGGAGACGGAGAGCAGCGACGAUAACACCACACAGUACUCCAUUCACCCUCCACACGACUGUCCGUACCUGCUGCUGCUGCAGGGCUGGAGCCUCACGCAGGACUUUAUCAUCUACUUGCUAGCUGCACCACACAUUCUUAUCGGCCGACGCGGUGAGUGCGAAGACAAGCCGAGUGUGGACGUCGUCCUCUUUGCUGACGACAUCCUUCCAAGCCACUGCUCCCUCCACCGCCACGGCGUCGGCAGUACCAUCACGCUCUCCCCUUGCAAAGACGCCGCCGUGUCCAGGAACGGCAAAGCCGUGAAAGACAACGUGCAGCUGAGCUCCGGUGACAUCAUCGGACUGGGAAAGCAUUACCUGUUUCUUUUCAGGGAUCCCCUACCUUCAGUGAACAAGGAAGAAAGCAAUGCCUCUCCUGAACCAACGUUGUCUGCUGCUCCGUGGAUAAUGUGUCUCAGCCCUCCCGCGGCGGCAACCAUCCACAGUACAGCAAUGAUCCACUGUAUCAACUGCAUCCCGAACUGCACGGACUUCCGAGGUUCAGCCCGCAAGCGGUCUCCCAACAAAGGCCCUCCCUUUCUAACAUCACCCAGAGGCCACAUCCUGACUUUGAGCUACAGGAUUGAGGACGAAGAUCGUGUUGUCAAGGAGAUCUUUGCUAUGGACGGCACCAGCAUUAUCACUGACGGAGCCCCACUGACUGUCUCCUUUCUGCUGAGCCUGUGUCUCCAGUAUGCCACGGCUUACCUUCACACUUCAGACCUACGGAGGCUCCUGCUGCUGAGCGCGAGUGAAGUCCAGAGUGCCACGUGGGAUUGCACUACGAAGCUAGCUGCUGUUUAUCCUGAAGAUGAAGGUUCAAACCACGAAGUGCGCAGCCUACAUGAUGUAAUUUCGGGUUUGCGCCCCCUGGUGGUGUGGAUGGCCAACGCCCUGGAGCUGCUGCAGUUCAUUCAACAUCAGUUGCCUCUUAUUCUGGAGUGGAGAAACCGUAUGGAGGAGCAGCGGAGGGAGGACGGAGACUGGGAAGACGAUGAAAGCAAAGAAGUGGAGAACUUAGCGAUGUUGGAGCUUCGCCUGUCCUGCAUUCGUUCAGCCAGCGAGGAGACGAUGGCCGUCCUGGAGGAAGUCAUCUUGCUGGCCUUUCAGCAGUGUGUCUACUACAUCACCAAGUUCCUGUACACAGUCCUUCCAAGUCUCCUGGACUGCAAUCCUUUCAGGGAGAGUGCCGGAGACUGUGGUCGUGGCCUGGGUGGUAGCGGGAUGCACGUCCCCAUGGAGAUCAGUCAAGUAGUGGAGGUUCUGGAUGAGAGCUGGAGGCUGCUUUUAGACUGUCAGGUCCACCCAGAGGUCUCCUCUCAGCUCAUUGGCUACCUCUUCUACUUCAUAAAUGCAUCGCUCUUCAACUCACUCAUGGAGAGAGGCUCAGAACCAGGCUUCUACCAGUGGUCCAGAGGAGUGCGAAUGCGAGCCAAUCUCGACCUGGUUCUGGACUGGGCCCACGCAGCUGGACUUGGAGAACUGGCCUUGGAGCACACACACACUCUCUCUUCAGCUAUCAACCUGCUGGCUACGCCAAGAAAGAAUUUACUGCAGACGCCGUGGGCGUCCUUGCGCUCCGACUAUCCCGCCCUGAGUCCGGCCCAGCUGCACCACCUGCUGAGUUUGUACAGCCCGGCCUCACCCUGCGCCCAAACGUGGGCUCCAUCCGCACAGGACCGAGGGCCAGCCAACACAACAGCUGAUAUCCUGGAGAGUUUUGACACCCACCAUCCGCUGGAGCUUCCAGACGAAGGUUACCUGCUCCAGCUCAGACGGCCAGUGGCAGACCCAGCUCUGAGGGAGCAGCUGCAAAAGCUCAAGGAGUUUAUCGGCGCGCUGUCUGAUUCCCAGAUGAACGAUGCAGAUGCUAAGAAGCACCAGGUUGGUGCCGCUCAGACGGACGCUGCUCAGGCGGUCAACGACAUCCUUCAAAAUGUUGGCUUAGAAGCCUGUAAUUCAUCACCGGAUGACCUGAUUCUACCUCCAUCACCAUCGUGUCUUAACUGGGAUGAGCUCAGCACUGUUGUUCCACAUAUUGUAGCUGAAAAUCAAAUAAAUCUGGAGCCGACAGAACCCAGUGAGGUGCAAUGGUCGGCUCUGGACCCUCCCUGCCUCCUUAUCCGACCUAAAACAGGAGCCUUGAUGAAUCCCAACAGUGAAACAGUGGAAUGCGAAGGUGGCUUAGUGUCCGAGUGUCUGGCCGCACUGAAUGCGGACCAUUUGAAAUCGGACUGCGACACCGUGAAAAGACUUCUGGAGCUAAAAGAGGAGGAAGAGGAGGCUGGGGAAGAGGAAGUGGACGACAACGACGAGGUUUUCAGUUUGGAGCUGGAGCGGGGCGAAACGGGACUCGGCCUUGCUCUGGUGGACACGAGGAACACAUCCAUGAAGGUGAAGGGCGUCUUUAUCCGUGCGGUCGUGCCAGACUCUCCUGCCGCCAAGUGUGAGAAGCUGGAGCCUGGAGACAGGAUCCUGGCUGUCAACGGAGUCAAUCUGCUCGGAUUGGAUUACGAGAGCGGAAAGGAGCUGAUCCAGUCAUCAGGCGCCAGACCGAGGUUACUGGUGGCAAGAUCGCACUACAUGGCUGCAGCACUACAGAAUGAAUGCUGACUCUGCAGUUGUUAAGGGACUACUGAACCACAAUCUGCUCUGCACGAGACUUCCAGAGCCUGUUGAACACGGCAUGCACAGAAAAUGGACUACGAAGAGGAACUUUGGUUUUAGAUGAUCAUUGUAAAUUAGCAGCUUCUGAGUUAGAAAAAUUACUGUAAUAAUUUCUUGUUAUCUUUGAGUGAUGCUGGAUUUUGUUUCAAGUAGCGGAGAAUUUGCUUCGAAAGUUUGAAAAUUUGCUCAGACUGAAUCCAGACAAGCUGUGUGUGUACUUACCCUUCUCUGAGCAUGCCUGUGAAAACUGUGUUUGACCAAAGGAGACCAUCCAGUACCCUUUUACAGAUGUCUGAAAAGCCUUAAGGGUGCAGUGUUAUGAAUCUUCUAGGCACAUAGUGCCAUUUUACUCAACAAUCAGGUAACUAUGUUACCUUCAGUUGUUAUAAAAACGCCAUCAAUAUCAAAUAUGACGGAGAAGAAAUUUGACUUUGUAAUUUAACGCCUUGAAAUUGGGCUUCUGUCUCUUUAAAAAUGUCUGCUCUCUGCCUUCAGGAAGUCUUAACAACCUAGCUAUUCUGUUAAUUAUUGGUCUUUACCAGCGUCGUACUUAGAAGUAGCUACUAUAAUGAGCUCAUCAGAUGCACAGUGUUUGCUAAUUGCUGCUGGCUAGUCUGAAGGAGCUGGGUGGAGGAGUUACAGGGGAGGCCUGCUCUGUGAGCCAGAAACUGCAUCUCCAUUUAAACUUUAGCAGAGCAUCACUAACUAAAGGUUUCUGGAAAUUGAUUGACUGAAAUAUAUAAAGCACCAAUAAACACAGUGUAGUGAAGAUGGUAAUUUUGUAAAAAGCAUUUUUUUUUUUUCUAAUUUGGAUUUUUCCCUUCCCCUAUGAAUAAGUCAAAUCAAAUCCUGGAUUUUUUUUCUCACAUUUCUCACUUUUACAAUAAAAGAUCAUCUUCACCUGGAACAAUCAACAUAUCUCUUGCAGGUUAACUGGGCUGCUAAGUUAAAGAUGUGGUGAGGUUUCCUUACCUUUGGACUUCCGUCGCUAGUGUGUAUGUUUCCUUGCACGCUAGCCUGUUGAUAUCCUGUUGAGAGCAUGCGGUACUUUAUUUAACAAUUCAAAAGUAUUUUGAGCAAAACCACUUCCUGUCUGCUUCAGCAUAGCACAGAAUGAAACUGAGGUCAGCUGAGGUUCAUCCUCCACAGAUCUUGUUCCCCUUCACCCAUAAAGCUGCAGCAGGGCGGCUCUUCCUCUGGUCUUUUGCUCCACCUAGUGGCUGUGACCAAGAAUGGCCACUCAACUUUACAUUUGCUUUCAUUUGAAGCUAUUAUCUCAGUCAGGUAAUCGGUUAUUCACAUAGCUGUAAUCCACAUAUUUCGUGUGACUUUUGAUUUGUGUAAAAUAAACAAACCUCAGAGGUGAUGAAUCUCUACCAAAUGUCUUGAAGAUCUCAAAAGGGCAAGAAGGAUGCUGUUGCCCAGCUAACGAGUUUUUAUUCACUCUACUCCAGUUUCCUGUAACUUGCCACAAGAAACUUUGAGAUUGACUGAAUUUAUCUCAGUUAGUGCCUUUACAUCCAAACUAAAAUCCGAUUCAAUGACAUGUAGCCUACCUGUUCUUGAUGGCUUGUCAUUUUUCUUUUUAACGUGUAACUUUUUGUGUUGUACUUGUUGCUGCCUCUUGGCCAAGUUUUUAAUCUCAAUGGGAUUUUAUUCUGGUAAAUUAAAUGUUUAAUAAAAAUUUAGAAAGUAUGUCCAAGAGAGAGUAAU
This is a messenger RNA of Poecilia latipinna (sailfin molly), 5740 nucleotides long. RefSeq names its product ras-associating and dilute domain-containing protein-like. The transcript has 18 exons. Gene Ontology annotation, biological process: regulation of GTPase activity; negative regulation of Rho protein signal transduction; angiogenesis. Lineage: Eukaryota; Metazoa; Chordata; Actinopteri; Cyprinodontiformes; Poeciliidae. Gene Ontology annotation, molecular function: GTPase binding. Gene Ontology annotation, cellular component: cell-cell junction. The coding region runs from base 230 to 3973 and encodes 1247 amino acids. The record is from RefSeq and is a predicted model, not a curated record.